Molecule: messenger RNA, 1539 nt
Organism: Ceutorhynchus assimilis (cabbage seed weevil)
Lineage: Eukaryota; Metazoa; Arthropoda; Insecta; Coleoptera; Curculionidae
Source: the annotation of a GenBank genome assembly
UGAGUACCCCGUUUACUAGACCGCGAGAUCUUUGUUAUUGCUUUUAAGUGAACGGGAAAAUGCGCGUACAAAUAAUUAGAGUAUUUUCAUAAGUUGGCUUAGGUUAAUGUGUACAGUGUAAUCGGUAGAAAUGAAGCUACCAUCGUUCCCGGAUAGUUUUUUUACUUAUUUUUCUGCUGUAGCAGUGAAUCUUCUUACUUAUGGAGGAGGGAUGGCUUAUGGCUGGUCAUCUCCAGCUUUACCAAAACUCAAUGGUCAAGUUGAUCCAGAGCAUAAUCCGUUAUCUCAGCCUAUAACCGUCCGAGAAGAAUCAUGGAUAGCAUCUCUAUUAAGUUUGGGAGCCAUGAUCAGUCCCCUCCUGGCGGAAUUCAUAUCCGAAAAAAUUGGGAGAAAAAAGACUUUACUAGCGCUGUCAUUGCCAAUGAUCAUUGGACACUUCAUCAUGAUUUUCGCCAAUAACGUUUUGCAUUUUUAUAUCGCCAGGUUCCUAAUGGGGUUAACCGAAGGCUGUAUCUUCUCAAUAAUCCCAGUCUAUUCAGCAGAGAUAUCCGAAAAACACAACAGAGGAACAAUAGGAGCCAUAAUGUUACUUUUUAUAUCUAUAGGCCAUUUUUCGUCCAGCACCAUAGGCCCUUAUGUUAGCCUACAAAACUUUGGCAUAAUUUCUCUAGUUCCUUGCCUAUUAUUUUUAAUUAUAUUUGGAAUAUUCGUACCUGAAACUCCAUAUUUUUACGUUCUGGUGGAUAAAACUGACUAUGCGAGAAAGUGUUUGAAAAAAUUGAGAAGAAAAGAUGAUAUUGAUGAGGAGAUGGAAGAAAUUAUCAAAGGAGUUAAAGAAUUGAAAGGUACUCAAGAUAAAAAUCCUUAUAAAGAACUUUUUACCGAUAAACAUUCUGUUAGAGCUUUUUUAAUAGCUUUAAACUUGAUGGUGCUACAACAAUUCACAGGUUUGAUCUACAUCGUUGAUUACACUCAGAAAAUAUUUGAUUCCGCUCAAACUCCUUUAAAUGGAGAUAUUUCUGUUAUUUUAGUAACAACCAUUCAAGUUUUCAGUAUUGCUUCUUCAACAAAUACUAUUGACCGCGUCAACAGAAAAGUUUUAUUAAUAAUUUCAUUAAUAAUAAUUUUUUUGUUGCAAAUAAUUUUAGGCGCCUUCUUCUAUUUACAGCAAAACAAUGUUGAUUUAAAACAGGUUUCUUGGUUACCAAUAGCUUGCCUCAUGAUAUUUAUUAUGGCAUUUCAAUUGGGCAUUGGACCAAUUAGCUACAUAUUUCCUGGAGAAAUUUUGGAACCAAAUGUUAAGUCCUUAGGGAACACUCUGGUGAUGUCCCUAGGGCUUUUAGCUGAGUUUGGAAUAGCCACACUAUUUCCCUUGAUGUCGGAUCAAAUAGGAUUUUAUGUGCCUUUUUGGAUUUUUGCUUUAACAUCGUUUGUGGCUGUAUUUUUUGUUUGGUUUUGUGUGCCCGAGACUCGGGGUAAGAGCUUUUUGCAAAUUCAAAAUGAUGUUAGAAAUAAAGAAAAAUAGUAUAGCAUUCAUGA